Messenger RNA from Gossypium arboreum, 507 nucleotides. RefSeq lists its product as uncharacterized. Bases 1 to 507 code for a protein of 168 amino acids. The transcript has 5 exons. Lineage: Eukaryota; Viridiplantae; Streptophyta; Magnoliopsida; Malvales; Malvaceae. Gene Ontology annotation, cellular component: cytoplasm; Golgi apparatus. The record is from RefSeq and is a predicted model, not a curated record. Gene Ontology annotation, biological process: intracellular protein transport; vesicle-mediated transport. Gene Ontology annotation, molecular function: GTPase activity; GTP binding.
AUGGGUGAGGUAGUCUCUACAAUUCCAAUGAUUGGGUUUAAUGUAGAGACCGUACAAUACAACAAUAUCAAGUUUCAAGUAUGGGAUUUAGGUGGUCAGACAAGCAUUAGGCCAUAUUGGAGAUGCUAUUUCCCAAAUACACAAGCAAUAAUUUAUGUUGUUCAUUCAAGUGACACUGAUAGAAUUGGAAUAGCUAAGGAAGAAUUUCAUGCCAUUUUAGAGGUAUUCUUAUGUCUAAACUGGCUAGUCGUGUUUGCAUACAGAGACAAAAAGCAGGGGGUGACACAAGCAAUUAUUCACUCUGCUAUUAACUUUAUGAGGGAACCAUGGCCUAAGGUUUCGGACAAUGCAAAGGACCUUGUAAAGAAAUGCUUAAUCCUGGUCCAAAGCAGCAUCUUACAGUACAGGAAGUGCUUGGGCCCUGGUGUUGGAAUUAGCUCUGACUUACCUCCUGCAGGUGCAAUUGCUGAUAGUCAGUUAGGCAUGUUCUAUUUUUCUUGCUCCUGA